Messenger RNA from Fomitopsis serialis, 427 nucleotides. RefSeq lists its product as uncharacterized. The transcript has 2 exons. The record is from RefSeq and is a predicted model, not a curated record. The coding region runs from base 101 to 325 and encodes 74 amino acids. Lineage: Eukaryota; Fungi; Basidiomycota; Agaricomycetes; Polyporales; Fomitopsidaceae.
GAUAUGGGGGAGUGGUCAAUUUCCGGUGACCACUUCCCCAUGCCAGAAUCUCCCUUAGCCGUUCCUCAGGCUGUCGCAUAUCUCGGCUACUGCACGUAAUAUGGGCAUUACGAGAUGCAUAGACUCCGGCGAAGAGCAUCAGUCAGUGGGUCCGAGGAUCAGCGCGCAGCGCUCAUCACGGCACGCAUGUAAACUAAUCAGGCUGAGCGGCCUCAGGCUCAGGCCGUUGCUAGCUACCGACACCAAGGUCGUCUGUUCAGCAAUUUCGGCGGAUGCUGCCAAGCCAGAAACGGAGUCAAGAAGUAGUAGGGUAUGGCAAAGCUGAAUGACUCGUUUGUUUGUACAGUGAACAAGAAUUGAUAUUGCUUCCCAGGGUUAUUAGACUCAUUGUAGUAUUGUGCAUAACGAUGUGAAUACAAUUGCUAUC